CAGUGUUGGGAUUUCACUUUGAAGUGCUCCAGCAAUGAAUGCGUUAAACGUUUUCAUCAGAGACUUAAAAAAAAAAAAACGUAUAAGGAGGAUUUGCCAGAAAAUUAGUUUAUAAAAGAAAGUGAAAGCUGUGUCACACAUUAGAGAGCAGAGAAGAGAAAGUGCAGCAUUACCUUCAUCUCAGCUUUUCUUCAAAAAUGUAACUGUCGAUCACAGGAGGCAGAACCCGCUUCAGUGAGACCUCCCUUCCUCCCUUCACUGUGGGAUCCUCCACUUCCCCCGCAGCAGAGCAGACGCCUUCGCAGGAGGACUGAGAGCUUCCCAGGCACCUCUGGCCGUGCAGGAGCAGGCAUGACGACAGGAAGGAUCUGCUGCCUGGUGCUGCUGACCCUCGGGGUGCUGGCGGCCGUGGUUGUGCUCCUGGUCACCCUGACUCAACCCAAGUGUGGUCCUCAGCAGUACCUGCAUGGAGCUGUGGCUGCUGACACCGAGACCUGCUCUAACAUCGGCCGGGACAUCCUGAAAAGAGGGGGCUCAGCUGUGGAUGCUGCCAUCGCUGGUUUGAUCUGCACAUCAGUGAUGAACCCUCAGAGUUCAGGCCUGGGUGGUGGAGUCGUAUUUACAAUCUAUAAUGCAAGCACAGGAACAGUCGAGGUGAUCAAUGCCCGUGAAACAGCUCCCCAAGGCAUUCCUAGCGAUCUGCUGUCUGGCUGUGCUCGUUUACCCAUCGGUCCCCGAUGGAUUGCUGUACCAGGAGAAAUUCGUGGGUAUGAAGUAGCCCAUAAGCGAUACGGCCGCUUGCCAUGGAAAUCCCUGUUUGAACCAACCAUCAAGCUCCUUUCAGACCCACUUGUUGUUUCCCCAGUUAUGGACAAAAUAAUCAAUCACCGAAACUUCUCCCAAGUGGGACGAAACCUGUGCCCGUUGAUUUGUGAUGGUCAGAAGUUUUUGACGACUGGAAAGACUUUCAGGUGGCCAGCACUGCAGCAGACACUGAAAAUUUUGGCCGAAAAUGGAGCUACAGCGUUUUAUGAGGGACAGAUAGGAGAGGCCCUGGUGGAAGACAUUAGGAAAGUUGGGUCUGUUAUCUCAAUGGAGGACCUUAAGGCAUACAAAGCAGAAGUAUCCUCAGCUCUGAACAUUACCCUGAACAAAAACACCACUGUGUUUUCUCCUCCUCCGCCCUUGGGAGGUGCUGUGCUACUGUUCAUCCUCAAGAUAUUGGAAGAGUAUAAAUUCCAUGAGGCAUCAUUGUCGACACCAAAGGAAAAGGGAGAAACCUACCAUCUUAUUGCAGAGGCCUUGAAGUUUGGCAAUAUGCUAAAACCUGAGAUGAAAGAUCCAACCUUCUCUGAAGCUAAGGCAACUGUGGCAAUCAUGCUGUCCAACGGGACUGCUGAGCGUGUCAGAAGCCAAAUAGAUGCCCGUGGGGACCAUCCACUUGAGCAUUAUAACUUCUGGAAGCUCGUCCACAGCCACUAUGAAAGUAGAGGCACAAGCCACAUCUCUGUGCUCGCUGCAGAUGGCAGUGCUGUGUCUGCCACCAGCACCAUCAACUAUCCGUUUGGCUCCUUCAUUUAUUCCAACCAGACUGGGAUCAUUUUGAAUAAUGAACUUGCAGAUUUCUGCACAGCAAAUGCAAAUAUUAAUGCAGGAGAGAGGCCUCCCUCAGCAAUGGUGCCUUCUAUCCUCAUCUCCAAGUCAGGAGACAUGCUGGUGAUUGGAGGGGCAGGAGGGGGCUGGAUUAUCAGUGCUACUGCUAUGGCCAUUGUAAACAAGCUGUGGUUUGGUUAUGAUUUGGAACGUGCCAUUUCAUCUCCCAUCAUGCAUACCAACAAAGACAGCAUCCUGUUUGAGAAACACUUCAGUGAGGAUGUUAGAAACAACCUGCUGAAAAGAGGACACAAAGAACAGAAAGUUGAAUUCGCAAUGAAUGUCGUGCAGGGAGUUUCCAAGGAAGGAAAAUGCAUCUCUGCUUACUCUGAUAAAAGGAAGCUGGGGAAAUCAGCUGGAUAUUAGCAUGAAAUGCCAUCUCAACGUCUCUAUUCUAAUCCAAACCACAGGAGAUAACUAAAUUCAGAUUCAUGCAUCUUCCACUGCUGCUCGAGAGCCUCGGUUAAGAACAGAAUUGGUUUCUUUCAGGCUGUUGCCAUGAUAAGCUUCUUCUAAUUGCUGGGGCUCAGCAAUGUGAAUUAACUGAGUAACUAUAGGAAAUGUCAGUAGGGUGAGGGUUACAACGUAUACAAUUACAUUGGGGCUUCCAGGGUGGGUUUAGAAAGAGAAGAAAGCAAAACUUUGUGUUCUACCUCUUGGUUUUCCCAUCCAGAUGAGCCUUACUUUUCUCAAAGAAUGGCAGAUGGAAUCAGUGCACCAUAGCACCAGCUUACUGCCAAGCAUGUUCUCUACUUUAGAGACAUAAUGGAAACCAGGAGCUGAAGCCUUAUUCUACUCUGCCUACUGGUCACCUAAAGUCUAAACCUCCUAUGGGGCAAUGUGAAGUUGCUGCUUCGCUCCUUGAUGACACCUCUCCCUGUAGUAGGAGAGUCCUCAUUUAUGCCUGUUCUUCCUCCUCAUUGCCUGCAGAAGAGAAGUAGUUUGGGAAGACAGAUAAAGACAGCAGUUGAAGAAAAACUGUAUUGCUUCUGAAGCUUUAUAAAACUUCCUUCGAAAUGCAAAGGAUAUAUAAUCAGAAGACUUAUUUUGUAGGCAUGAGCUUCUUCUGGACAGGCAAACACCAAGACUGCUGAAAAGUGCUGAUGCAGUUGCAAAACACCUUUCUUAGCCUGAGUACAUGCUCUAAUUCUCUGUUUAUUACAAAUAGUCUCAAAUGUUCCCUGAAGAUGACAAGAAUGAAACUGCAUGACUAGUUAGGAGCUUCUGGAGGAGAGAUCUGAACACGUUUAUCUGGAUACAAGAGGUCCUUUGCCAUUACCCUGUAACCUUGCCCUUCUUAGGAUGGCCAAAGGAAUUUAAUGUUAAAACAAGUAUAAACAUCUCACAAUGCAUUUCUCAAAUAACCAAAAACUUCUGUUUUCUGAAAGCUUGUGAAUGUUACUUUCCUAUGGAUGCAGACAGUAUUAUAUGAGUGUUUCUGACAGCAAAGUUAAACUAGGUAGGCACUAGCAGAGCCCUCCUUACCCCCCAUGAUUGUCACCUCCCAUGCAGCCCUUGGUAUUUCAACUGCACAAACAAAAAACCUUGCUCUGUGGCCACCAAUAGCAAGUAUUUGAGCACAGGCAAUUAAAGCAAACUCAGACCAGACCAUCUGCCUGCACUGUUGUAAAGAAAGAGAGGUGAGUAAUGAGUCUACAUUCUUAACAACAAAAUUUUGUCAGUAAGUCAUUGACUUGUUGAAACCUUGGCCUUCAGAUGAAUUUCAAUGAUUUUCUAAGUAAAGCUCUCUAGAUCCAGACAGAGUAGCCAGACUACUCAGGAUCCUGGCUUUAACAAGAUCUGCAUUUAUUUCUAGCUUGACCAACUGCUUAGGGCUUACAGAAAAGCAACCAAAAUGACACUGGCUGAAGGCAGGGGGAGCAGCUCUUGCUUUGCUAUUAAACCAUGCCCCAUCACGUCUCACUUCCAGAAAAACCAAGCCAUAAAGCAACUGAUUCUCCUAAUUCCUUUCAUUUCAUUACCAAAGGGUAAAGCACACCUCAGUUAUCCAGCCAGUGCAGUGUAUCACCUUUCCAAUAUCUGCCAUCACUGCAACGUCUCACAAGGAAGCUACGGGAAUAUUAUCUUCUGACCAGCACUUGCUGCAAUUUAACUGCUUUGCUAUUAACACUGAAACCAAUUGAGCUGUUUCAGAACCUGUCACAGAUUUCAUCUGCAAGGCAGAAAGGAAUGCAUGCAGACUGCCCACUGUGGCAGCCCUCACUGACAAACAAAACAUCUCGUGAAGCUGAAAUCUGUACCUCCUCCUCACCCUGCCACCUCCUCAGUGCUCCAGAAACUCAGAGUCUCCCAGGUUCAUCCCUCCCCAUUCAUGCUGAUGCCAACAGAAGAGCAUUAUUUUUAUAACUAGUCAAGUCACAUGGACUUUUAAAGCACUGCUGUACAUAAGCUGCUCUGUUUUCUAACAAGAUCUUUAAAUUAUAUUUUUAAUAAAGUGUUUUAAACCUUAAACUGUUCCCUAGCUCAGAGCACAAGCAGUUGUUUGAGAGAGGACUUACCUCCUUACUUUCACUGACAUUCACCUACUGAUACAGAGCCUCAAUGCAGCAUGAAUUGAAUGUGGAACCAAAGCAGCUGGGAGAUGUGCAUGCCCUAUGUACAGCUACAUCCAAGUGAGAAGCAGAUGGAUGCCACAGCAUGGGUGAGUGUCUACAGCCUGCUUAAAAAAAAAAAAAAAAGUGUAGGAUGUAGAUUCAAGCCUUUAGUUUUAUGUUUAGUUUUAUAAAUGAGCCCUUUGUAGCGAUACUGAUAAACAAACAUAUUAAAAAAGCCCAAGCCAAUGGUUCUGUAGAGCAAAGAAUUCAAAUGCACUUAUAAUAAUCAUUUGAAACAGAAGUGUGGUUAGCCAUGAUGAAAACUAAACUUUCCAGAAGGGAAAUUUUGUAAAAUAGGUUAUAAAUAGGGAAUUUUCCUCACCAGAUACAGUAAAUUCAGGAAGGAAAGAGUGACUUAUGUGCCUCAAACUGCUAGAAGCAGUUCAGCAGAAGUUUUUCAUGUUUGUCACUUCCCAGAAGCCAGUUAUCCCCAUUUCUGAGCACAUGCUACACUAACUGCAGUGACUGUGUCAAUGCAUCACCUCCACUGGCACAGAUGUUGAUGAACACAGCGUGCAGGCUGUUGUUCAUUGCUGGUGAAAAAAUACAGCUGAUGGUGGUGACUGUUUUGAAAAAUAUGUCUUCAGAGAUGAGAAUUUGCUCUAACAAACAGCAUUACUGUGCUCUUUGUAUCUGUUGUGGUUUCUAUGAAAACAAAUAGGAGGCAUUACUUUCAGAGCAACCUCUAUCUUUCUCAGAUCUCACUUGGCCAAGAAAGCUCAGCUUGUUUUAUGUCCAAAGAGCCAAGUACUCCCUGCAAGUAUCACAGCUGCCGCUGCAGCACACAGCCCUGUAUCCAAACUUCCUACAAUACACCUGCACACUGGAUUUCUACUGCAGCCUGCCACUGAGGAACAGCUAUCCUGGCAUUACAAGAGGUGGAACAGUCGAAGUCACAGUUCUGCAAAAGGAAAACAACCCAACAACAUCAAGGUUUGGCCUCACACCAAUUUUGUUCUUCCAGGAACACAAUGACUGCAUUGUUCACAAUUAAUUACUGCCUUAGCUGCACUGAACACCUCCUCAUCAGUAACAGCUGAGGAAGAAGACAUCCAGAGUUCAUCCCAGGCUCCUUUCAGUAAAAGUCACUUAUUUAGUUGGAGUUAUAUAAGCACAUACAUUCCUCAGUGUCAUAACCCUAUCAAAAGCAUCAUCUAUCUCACUAUCACUGAAGACUCACAUCAAUUCCAGCAAGUACUGAGACAGAGGCAGCAUGUAAUGCCUACAGUUUCAGGCUUUCAUUUUCUCUUCAGUACGUUCUGUAUUUUGAGCCUCUUACAGUCUGACAGGAAGUUUCCACCAGCCAAACAGAUGCAAUUAGUUACUAUUACCACUGUUUCCAGGAUUUCAUAAACACCCCUUAAAGCCUGACAGCAUCUGGGAACACUCAUUUCUUGAUCUUAGGCAAAGUUUAUAUGACGUGGUAUUUCAGUCCAUGCUGGUAAGAGAACACCAACACCUACCUGUGUGUAGGCACUGACACUGUUAUCCAUUCCAAAUCAGAUACAGAUUACUGAGAGCUCACUGACUGAUUAACUACAGCUUACCUUCAAACGACCAGCUACAGCAUGCUUUUUAGAGGCUUAAUUUCCUCAGAAUCCAGGCCUGCAGUAUGAUGGGGUAGGAAGCAAGCUGGAGAAAGAACACGUUUGUUUUGGAUAUUUAAUUAUAUGUAUUUUUUCACUCAUAGCUUCAACAAGAAAACAAAAUCUCAGGAGAACUUUGUUCAUGGAGACUCUCACCAUCCCUUUUGGUAACAUCAGCUGUAUGGGCAAGAAAAAAUAUGUGACACCAUUUUUAUUUGUUUUAGUUGUGCUCAGUUUUACAGGUAGCAUCCUCCCUUUAGACCUUCUCAACGAAAACAUAAGAAAGGUUGAAGCCAUUUCCCCUGUUAUCCACUCAUCUCCAACAAUCAGCUGAAGUGAAAAGCAGAAAAACAUCUUGUUUUAAAAAAAAAAAACAAAGAGCAGUGAGUUUGUGAAGGUUUAUCCCAGUUUGAGCCAAGCUCCCUCCUA
Tympanuchus pallidicinctus (lesser prairie-chicken) is the source of this 6283-nucleotide messenger RNA. It is a transcript of the gene GGT5, whose product is annotated as gamma-glutamyltransferase 5. Lineage: Eukaryota; Metazoa; Chordata; Aves; Galliformes; Phasianidae. The record is from RefSeq and is a predicted model, not a curated record. Gene Ontology annotation, molecular function: glutathione gamma-glutamate hydrolase; leukotriene-C(4) hydrolase activity. Bases 352 to 2019 code for a protein of 555 amino acids. Gene Ontology annotation, biological process: inflammatory response; glutathione catabolic process; leukotriene D4 biosynthetic process. Gene Ontology annotation, cellular component: plasma membrane. The transcript is spliced from 12 exons.